This is a messenger RNA of Plasmodium malariae, 1884 nucleotides long. It is a transcript of the gene PRP17, whose product is annotated as pre-mRNA-processing factor 17, putative. The record is from RefSeq and is a predicted model, not a curated record. Gene Ontology annotation, biological process: mRNA splicing, via spliceosome. The coding region runs from base 1 to 1884 and encodes 627 amino acids. Gene Ontology annotation, cellular component: catalytic step 2 spliceosome. Lineage: Eukaryota; Apicomplexa; Aconoidasida; Haemosporida; Plasmodiidae. The transcript has a single exon. Gene Ontology annotation, molecular function: protein binding; mRNA binding.
AUGGAUUUAUUGAAAGAAUAUGACGACAGUGAAGAACUGGAAAUAGAUGAAUGCGAAAAAAAAUCAAAUGAAAAAAACAAAUUAAAUAACAAUAAUAUGAUAACAGCACAUAACGUAGGGCAGGAUCACAACACAGAUACAAUAAAUGAUGAGAGUCAAAUAAUAAAUACAACAUGUCUUAUGAAUUCAAUGAAUAGUGCCCCAGAUGUAAAUACAUUUGACAUGGAAAUAAAGAAUUACAAAGAAAAAUAUAAAAAUAUAGAAAAAAAAAUUAUGUUUGAUGAUCCAGCUUUUCAUAAUAUACUGAACAAGCCGCAACAAGGACCAAGUAUAAAUGCACAUUAUAACUUUUUAAAAAAUGCAUCUAAAAAUCAUUACAAUGGAAGUAUAGAGACAACAUUUAUAAAUAAAUGCAUAUUUGAUUAUCAAUACAAUAAUUUUAAUGUAACGGGCAUAGCUGAGAACCCUGCACUGAAGAAUUAUUAUAAAAGUAAUUACCAGAAUUACCUCAUAGCAAGGAAUAGGGAUUGGGAUGUGGAAAACAAUGAGCAAUCAUAUGCUAAAAGGAGUAAAAAAAAGAGAGGAAAAAAUGAGAGUGAGAAGGAUAAUUACAAUUUGGAAAAAUAUAAUGGUCCAUGGGAAGAAAAGGGAAAUAAGAAAAAAGAAGAAAAAGAAGGUGAUGUAUUGCUAAGAAAUGAUAAAAAUUUUAAAAAUACAAAAAUUGAUGAAGAAAUAAAAAAUGAUAAUGAAGGUCCAAAAACAAGAACAAAAAAAAAUGUAUUCAUGAAAUUAGAACCUUGUACAUUUGAGGAAGCAAUUAAUAGAAAUAUAAUAAAUGAGAAAAAUACCAUAUACAAUGAUAAAAUAGUUUCAACCUUACAUAUAAAUGAUGAAUCUGAUGAUUAUUGUAAUAAGUCAUGGUUUCAAUUACCAGCAGAAUAUAAAGAUAGAGAUUUUAUAAUAGAAGAAAAUUUUCCUCCAAAAAAAGAAAUUUAUAUAUAUAAAGGACACAAAAUGGGUGUACAGAAAAUUCGCUUCUUCCCAAAAUAUGGAAACUAUAUUUUAUCUGCUUCUUUAGAUCAUACAUUAAAAUUAUGGGGAGUAUAUAAAUCAAAAAGCUGCGUAAGAACGUACAAGGGACAUUUUAAGGGAGUUAAAGAUGUCACAUUUGAUAAGGAUGGAAUGAAUUUUUUGAGUUGUAGUUAUGAUAAUAAUGUAAUAUAUUGGGAUACUGAAUAUGGAAAAAUAAAAGGAGUUUACAGUCAAAGAAAAACACCAUAUUGUUUAUGUUUAAAUCAUGAUGAUCCAAAUACAUUCUUAGUUGGUGGUGCUAAUAAUAAAAUUUGUCAUAUUGAUUUUAGAACGGGGAAUAUUGAAUUAGAAUAUAAUGAACAUUUACAAGCCAUAAAUACGAUUACCUUAUGUGAAAAUAAUAAAAAAUUAAUAAGUACGUCAGAUGAUAAAAAAAUAUUUAUUUGGGAAUAUGGUUUACCUGUCGUUGUUAAAUAUAUAUCGGAUGCUUCCAUGUUUUCAAUAACAUCUGUUUCAGUGCAUCCAAGUAAUAAUUUUUUUUUAUGUCAAUCCAUGAAUAAUAUAAUAACAGUUUAUGAAGCUACAGGUAAGUUUCGAUUAUUUUCGAAAAAAACAUUUAAGGGGCAUCAAAAUAUUGGAUACUCUAUUAACGUUUCAUGUAGCAAUGAUGGAAAAUACGUUAUUAGUGGAGAUAGUAACGGAAGCUUAUUUAUUUGGAAUUGGAAAAAAAUGUCGAAUUUUAAGAAUAUCAAAGCACAUAAAAACGUUUGUAUAGAUUGUGCAUGGCAUCCUUUUAAAACCUCCAUGUUAGCUACAGCAAGCUGGGACACGACAAUUAAAUUGUGGGAAUGA